This is a messenger RNA of Microtus oregoni (creeping vole), 6970 nucleotides long. RefSeq names its product lysophosphatidylglycerol acyltransferase 1 (gene Lpgat1). Lineage: Eukaryota; Metazoa; Chordata; Mammalia; Rodentia; Cricetidae. Bases 487 to 1599 code for a protein of 370 amino acids. Gene Ontology annotation, cellular component: endomembrane system. The transcript has 8 exons. The record is from RefSeq and is a predicted model, not a curated record. Gene Ontology annotation, molecular function: acyltransferase activity.
GUCUCCUUCCGCCGGCCAUGCAUUCUUCCGGCUCCCGCAGCCCGGGCCGGGCCUCGGUCUGCCCGAGGUAACGUGGGGCGCGGCGGGCCGGGCCCUGGCGGCUGGGGGGCGGGGAACGGUGCCGCUGGUCGCGUGGCCUGCGAAGGAGGAGGAGGAGGAGAAGGCGGCGGCGUCCCGAGGGCCGAGGGCGCGGUAGGCCCCGGGGAGGAGGCGGGGGCGCGCGCGGGGCAUCGCCCGCCUCCCCGGGACCCGCCCCGGUGACAGGUCCGGCCUCUGAGUCCCCACCGCGCCUCUGUCCGCAGGCAGCCGCGAGGGGACUAGGGCGCCCGCGCGCCCGCUCGCGCCUCGGGCCGCCUGGGCCGCCGCCGCGUCCAUGACCGCGACCCCCGGGCCGGGGAUUCCUGCCGCCGCCGCCGCCGCCGGCCCUCAAUCCUGUCGCCGCUCGCCGCCUGCGCCCGUUGAGACGGGAGCGACGCCAAUGUGAGCAUGGCUGUGACCGUGGAAGAAGCUCCGUGGAUGGGCUGGGUCGUCGCGAAAGCCCUGAUGAGAUUUGCCUUCAUGGUCGCCAACAACCUGGUUGCUAUUCCAUCCUACAUCUGCUAUGUAAUCAUACUGCAGCCCCUUCGGGUGCUGGACAGUAAGCGCUUCUGGUAUAUCGAGGGACUCAUGUACAAAUGGCUUUUAGGAAUGGUGGCGUCCUGGGGAUGGUACGCUGGAUACACAGUGAUGGAAUGGGGGGAAGAUAUUAAAGCAAUUUCUAAUGAUGAAGCGGUGAUGUUGGUGAACCACCAGGCAACUGGAGAUGUGUGUACAUUGAUGAUGUGCCUACAAGACAAAGGACCGGUUGUCGCCCAGAUGAUGUGGCUGAUGGAUCAUAUUUUCAAGUACACAAACUUUGGAGUUGUUUCUCUGAUUCAUGGGGACUUCUUUAUAAGGCAGGGAAGAUCCUAUCGUGACCAACAGCUGCUGGUUCUCAAGAAGCACCUAGAACAUAAUUACAGGAGCAGGGAUCGAAAAUGGAUUGUUUUGUUUCCUGAAGGGGGCUUCCUCCGGAAGAGGAGAGAAACAAGCCAGGCAUUUGCCAAGAAGAAUAACUUGCCAUUUCUUACACAUGUCACUUUGCCAAGGUUUGGGGCAACAAGCAUUAUCCUGAAUGCACUUGUAGCACGGCAGGAAAAUGGAAGUCCAGCAGGAGGAGAUGCUAAAGGCCUAGAGUGCAAAUCAAGAGGCCUCCAGUGGAUAAUAGAUGCAACCAUAGCUUAUCCCAAUGCUGAGCCAAUAGAUAUUCAGACCUGGAUCCUUGGGUACCGGAAGCCGACAGUCACUCAUGUUCAUUACAGGAUUUUUCCAAUUAAAGAUGUGCCCUUGGAGACGGAUGACCUCGCCAGGUGGCUGUAUCAGCGGUUUAUUGAGAAGGAGGACCUCUUGUCCCAUUUCUACAGAACAGGAGCCUUUCCUCCUCCCCAGGGCCAGAAGGAAGCUGUUUCCAGGGAGAUGACCCUCAGCAACACGUGGAUAUUCCUCAUUCAGUGCUUCGCAUUUUUGUCAGGCUAUCUGUGGUACCACAUCAUUCAGUAUUUUUACCAUUGCCUAUUUUAGGAAAUGAUUUGGACUUGCCACAUAGGAGGAGUUCAGACUUCAUACAUGUGCUUUAUUUUACAUGUGCAAAUCUAAAUAUACAAAUCAAAAUAUAUAAAAAGCAAAGGAAAUUCAAAUGGAUGGAUUAAUGUUUAUCCCCCUUUGGGAUAUUUUAAAACUCUACUACAAUGAGGAUCAGUAAUACAAUGAAGUGCUAAUGUAUUUUAAGAACUUUUCAUGUUUUAAGGAGAUACACUCUAUCGUAUGUUUAUGCAAGCAUCACACUGGGAGAAGAGGAAAUCAUAAAAUCAUCCUAGAAGACUUGGAAAGAAACUGUUGCCACCAGAUGCCCUUGGUCAUGCCCCAGUUCAGAAGCUGUGCUCCUCUAUUAGGGCGGAGCUUCACAGUGUUAAUGUGUCCACCCGUCAUGCUGAGGACUAGUCACCUUCUCUAACAAGCUGCAGUCCUCAAUCCUGGCUGAGGAGCAGUGUCCACUGUCCACGGAACCACUGUAUCCUGGGAAGGCUAGCUCACCCAGCACCAUGCUAACAUGUGCUAGUGUUCUCCCUCUGUCAGGGAAGGGGAGCACCACUUUCUCUUUGGUAUAGAAGGCACAUCAUCGAGUGAUAAUUGUAGUUUACAAAAUGCACUUUUAUCAGAUGCAAAUAUAACAAAGGGUAGUAACAGCCGGAAACAAAAGGAAGCCUCGUCAUGAGCAGGCUCUCAGGAGGCUGUCCUGUCUGCGUGCUUGCCCAUGAUGCACCUCCCUGACCCCACUCCCCUCCCCCAACUUUAACAUAGUAGCACCAAAUGUAUUUGAGGGCAGUUAAAGCAAAUUAAUGCAAACAUUUAAAUGACCAGUUUAAGGGAAGUAGACUAGCAUAUUAGGAAAUAAAACAUAGAAGCAGACAUUGGCUUGCAGUAUUGACAGGGCCUCCAGGUGCCUCCAGAAUCUGUGCAGACAUCAGUGUGUUCUGUCAUUAUGUCAAGCGGCUGCUCUUCUCAGGGUAGCAGGACCAGGAGACGGCAACUCAGGACACCUCCCAGUCUCUUCCAGUUGUUUUUGAAGAGGGCAGAGUCAGGCAAGUUUCUGUCAUUGUGUUCUUGUGAUUUACCUCACAGGAGAACCAGACUUUGCAAAAAGUACAGACACUGCAUCAGUAUUGAGACAGAGGGUUUGGUUUAGGAUAAUAAAAUGUUUAAACCUGAAUAAGGCAGCUGGAGUUUCGCGUGGCAUGAACACUGUAGAUUCCCCUAUUGUGGCUAACAGCACAAAUAACAAUUCUGAGAAAUAGGCUGUAAAACAAAAGUAAAGACUAAUGUUUUCUGUUUUUCAAAUAAAGCAAAAAAAAAAAAAAAAGAGGAAAAGAUGCAAAUUUCCCCACUUGUACGGGAAAGGCUGAACUACACCAAAUAAAAGCUUCAUCUUCAGCAAACCCAGAGCACAUGUGGAAGGGAAUGACAUGUUAGCUGGCGUACCUCACCACACCACACCACUGCUGUUACUCUGCAGGAGACCUCUGUUUGCUCUGGUUUACAGUGACAGUGAAUAGGUGGAGAAAGCUGCUUCACCUGGAAAUGACGGGCAGCCAGAGAGAAGCUGCUCAGUGCUUCUAUCUGAGGCCCAGGAAAGGCUGGGUGAAUCUAAUGGAGGCAUCAGCCGGCCAUCUGGGGGAGAAGUUGUUCACUAGCUAGCAGCCUAUUUAAGCCACAGACUGCAGUGGCCAGCUCCUAGGACAUGAUCUUUGAAUAUACCGUACAUGGGGAACCCGCUCCCCUAAGAGGCAUCACUUUCAGAUGCAGUUUGAUUUUCACAGUCUCUAGAGUGACAAAUAAUGAUAGAUUUGUGUAACUUUUGAUAAUAUACCUGAGCUACAAAUAGAUAUGUAUUUGAUCUGUCCUACACAUCUUCAGUUCAUUCAACGUGUCUUCUGUGUGCAAAGCCUGUUUGAGAGUAUUGAUAGUAGUUCCUUAUCCGGAACUGGAGUCCACCUGCCUGAGCUAAUUAGGAAAUGUGAAGAACAGGUAUUCUUCCUAACAGUCUGGGGAAACUGCAAUAUGCCACUGUAGAGAACAGAAUAAAUUUCCCAUUUGUACUGUGUGUGAAGAAAGGAAAUUAAUGUCUCAAGAUAGGAGGAAAAGUGAGUAAAGCCACACCAGUUUGUAAAGGCAUCCUUUAGGGUUGCUGCUCUUUGUCCUCAGCUGCAGAGAGGCUGGGCAACUCGCUGCUAGAGUCCUUGGACCACAGACAAGACCGAGCAACAGCUCACCUCGCCCAGUUUCAGAAAUACAUGUGUGACUGAGCAGCCCAUAAGCAGUGGAAGCAAAGAAAAGCCAGAAAGGGAUGAAGCUUGAAUGGAUGAACUAGUUAGACGAGAAUUUAGUAAAGUGUGAAGCGAUAGCUGUGGGUUCAGAUCUGUCAUUUAUUAGUGUUUGGUGUUACAGCUCUUAAAUUCCUAUCGCAAAGAACUUGGGAUUGCUGAAUAAGUAGUCAAUUACAGGGUAGUUAAUUCAGUAUUAAGUCAUAGGAAGCCAAACAAUAAUUUUUUGUAGGAAUUUCAGACAACCAGCAGGAAGAGAAGGCACCAAAGCCAGCAUAACCUGUGGGCUGGACGGGCAUCUCUGAACAAGACAGAGUUGGUGCAGCUGAAAUUGGCCCACCCAUUGCGGCCUCUGAUGUGGUCGUCUGGAUCAGUGUUGGAAAUGCCGCUUCAUUCAUGGCCAUGUGUGUGGCUCCCUUCUUAUUAAUUUGUCUUAGUGAUGUGUUUUGACAAUCAGUAAACACCGAAGACUCUUAUCAACUUGGUCCCGGUUGUAGUCACAGAAAGUAGUCUUUGACCACAGGAGUCUUCUGUGUCCCAUUCAUGUUUGUUUGCAUUACUGAACAGGAGGAGUUAACUAAUGUUUUGUGGUUUUUAUCCUUUUCUUUGAAGUCACUGCACAACAGUGAACAGAGAAUUUUCCUCCAGAGUUACUAUUACAGAAAGUGUAUUCAGCUCUGUCCCACAAAGGGUGGAAGAUAAUGGUGUCUUCUAUGGGAUUUUUGCCCUAUGAGUGCUGUGAGCCUUCCAGCUGCAGGCAGGAGAGUCAAAGGAGCUCUGAGUUACAGGUGUGCUAGUUCGUGUCGUGAUGGGUAGACACUGUUUGGGACCAAAACCACCUAAGUUGGAAAUUUCUGGAUCACAGAGGAGCCUGGCAUACUCUGAAGCAGUCAGUGGUUGGUGCUGUGUGGCAGUCAUUUUGUAUCAGCCCCCAGUAGUUACCAAGUGGGCUCUGAGAAGAAGCUGCAGGUUCCCAACUGUUGGGGAAGAAUGGCAUAGUCACGUAAGGUGCAGUCUUGGGCUAUCUGCAGAAAUGCCAUCUGAGGAAUUUUUACAUUUAAUAUUUUUUUAAAACAGUCUUAAAGAGCAAAAAAAAUGUAUGUAUAUUAUAGUUGCAAAGUAUGCAGAUGCUUUGAAUGAUUUUAUUUUUAUUGUGUAAAACUGUUGAACACGACUGUGGUGCACAAAUUCUUUACAUGUAAGGAGCCUGCAUUUUACAGGAACAUCUUUUGAUUGGGUAAUGAGACAGUUAUACAUUCAACUGCCAUUGUUUUUAUUAAGUGCUUUCACUUCCUUUGCAAUUAUUACAAAGUUGUAUUUAUUUUCUACAGAUGCAUUUUUGUUUUCAUAAUGCUGUAAUGUUUACUUCAGCUUGUUGAACUUUCUUUGUGAUCCGCAUGUCACAGUGUGUUUUAAGAAUGUCUGUAAAGGCUGAGGAAACUGCAAUUUACUUCUGUAAAGGGCUGGUCACGUGUGGAUCUGGUUUCUGAAUGCAUUAGGGAUGAUUUUACCAGAUUACCUUUUCAGAAACUUAGAUAUUGUGAAUACCAAAAGAAGCAUUUUCUCAGCAAAAAUUAAUAGCUGGUUCUAUUUUUUUUUAAUGUAGAGAAAAUAAAGUUGAUUCUUUUUUUUCCAAAACAAUGCUUUUAAUUCUUAAUAGUGGGGACGGGUAUCUGUGCUGUGCUGGAGCUUCACAGUGUGAACCGCUGGCGCUCGUGCCUGGAGCUCAGCAUUCAGUGGCUGGUGAGAAAACCAUCUGCUUCCUUCCAGGACUUAAAAGAUUUGCCCUUCCUCAAGUCUUCUCAUUUGUUGCGUGAUGGUAAAUGUUUAGCAGUCCUCUCUCUUGGAGAAAAUUAGGUAUGUAAGUGCACAUACAUAUGUAAUAAAUUUUGCUUAUAAGAGAUAUUUAAUGCAGUUAGCAAAUAAUAAAAUAUAAUUGGUUUUUACAUUAUAAUUGUCAUUGCUGAACCCUCAGAGCCAACCUGUGACUGAAUAUCAACCAUGAUUUGAUUGAUAGCGUGAUGUCCUGAUACCUAACCAUCUCCACAUAGACUGUUAAUCAAUCUAGUGUUUGACUUAUUACUAGACUCUUACCCUUGUACAGAGCCUCCUUUUAGCUUCAGCAUUAAUUAGUUUAGAUAAUUCAUUUUUAAUUAUAUUAAAACCCUAAAAUUAAAUAAGAAGCCAGUCGAUGGUGCACACCUUUAAUGCCGGCACUCAGAAAGCAGAGCAGGCAGAUCUCUGAGUUUGAGGCCAGCCUGGUCUACAGCAUGAAUUAGUUCCAGGACAGCCAGGGCUACACAGAGAAACCUUGUCUCAAAAAACCAAAACCAGUAAACAAUUGAUCACCUCUUGGAGGCAAGUCAGAAAGUCAGAGCUACCUUCACCUCAAUACUGUCGUCUUUCUGUGUUUUGAUUUGACUUCAUUAUUAUUAGCAUUGGAUACAAUUCUCAGAAUUGAUUUACUCAUUGCUCCUUGCAGGUUGUGAAUUGUGGGAAAAGCACGGAUAUGGCCGUGGGGAGUCUGACGGCAGAUAGCCUUUCAGGGCGCACGGUGGCCAGCACAUGGCCAGCACGCUUCGCCUCUCGGAGCUGAGUAAAUGCAGGACAAAGCAUUGAUGGUUUAAUUACUUGUUUGUAAAAUAUGUUUGACCCUGUUGAGAACUUUUAAUGUAUUAAAAUAUCUCGCACAAUCCUACCAAAUAAGUUAAGUAGUUAGCGUUCAGUCUACCUCUUCUUUUCCUGGCUGGAUUUAGGCUGCUGGUUGGGGGAGGCUGCAGUUUUAUUUCCCCUAUGAAGUACUUUAUGUGGAGAACAGCAGAUUUGGGGCUCUCUGAGAUCUGUUGCUGACCAGCCCUACACCCCACAAGGUGGGGGAAAGCCAUUGUUUUUAAUUCCCACUUAAUAUGAAAAUGUUUGUUUUAGAAAAAUGUUUCUUGCUGGUGAAAAAUGUAUUUUUAAAAGGAAAAACCAAAUCCUCUUUUGGUCCGAGGAGUCAGCUGUAUGAGCAGGUGUGACCGUGUCAUAACAUGCUGAUGUCAUAGAAAUCAAUAAAUUUUUACCUCUCAGGA